This is a messenger RNA of Salvia miltiorrhiza (redroot sage), 3356 nucleotides long. RefSeq lists its product as uncharacterized. Gene Ontology annotation, molecular function: protein binding. The record is from RefSeq and is a predicted model, not a curated record. The transcript has 7 exons. The coding region runs from base 365 to 3073 and encodes 902 amino acids. Lineage: Eukaryota; Viridiplantae; Streptophyta; Magnoliopsida; Lamiales; Lamiaceae.
CCUCACACAACCAAACAAACCCACUUCCCCCACAUUACACCACUACACGACACCGUUCUUCUCCACACACACACACACACUCUCUCUCUCUCUCAUCCAUCAUCGGAUCUGAGUUCCCCAACGUUAAACCCACCCCUUCUUCCAACAUUGUCCGAUCUCUCCGUUUCCCCACGCAAUCAUCUACUCCCCAAUCACGCUCUCUCUCUCUCUCCACACGCAGACGUGUAUACUGCACCGCAAACCUAGAGAGAGAGAGAGGGGGAGAGGGAGAGGGAUUUGUGAUUCGGGUUCUGGGGCGUGGACCGGCGCCCGUACGAUGACGGAUCGGGCAAUGUGAACCGGACUCGAUGGGCGGCUGUAUACGAUGAGCAAAGCCGGGGAAGAAGAGGAAGACGACGAGGAACGGUUCCACGACUCGCUCGACCGCCUGCUCUCUUCUUCCAACACCUCCUGCUCAUGCUCCCCAUCUGCAUCCGAGGACGACUACGAUCCCGACCCCAAUUCUACCUCCGAUUACAAUGACCCCGUCCCCAAGUUCCCCAGGGGGGUCUCUCGGAACUACGACGUUUGGAUCUCCCAACCGGCGUCGGUGGAAGAGCGCCGCAUCCGCCUCCUCAGCCAGAUGGGCCUCAAUCGAGACCCGGCCCUCCUCCGCCACCGCCCCUCGCUUUCCUUCUCCUCCGAUCGUUUGAACCCCAUUGUUGAGGCGUCUUGCCGUGGCAAUGACGCCGAUGACAAAAUCGUCGAGGGUGGUAGCUAUUGCGUCGUUGAUGGUGAUGAUCGUGAUGCUAGGGCGUCUGCGAUGGUUCGAUCGAAGUCGGCCGGGGAGUGUAAUUCGCGCCAAGGGGAAGUUUGUCCGAGCAAUUUGGUGACAGGUGAGAGUGUUUUAGAUGUAAAUAAUGAUAAUGAGGGGAGUAUUGAGACGCAUUGUCAUAUGGAGAGAUCGGCGAGCAGCAAUCGAUCGUCGGUGAGCAGUACGGUUUCUCCCAAUAAACCCCCAAAAGUGAAAAUUAGAACUGAUUGUAACUGUAAUGGGAGCUCUGGAAUUUCGUUGCCCAUUCCGAAGAGUGAGGAGCUGAAUGGGGGUUUGGAGAGUAAUGGGUUGGAUGAUGGGAAUGCCAUAUGUAUGAUUAAAAAUCUUGACAAUGGAAAGGAGUUUGUGGUGAAGGAGGUGAAGGAAGAUGGGACUUGGAAGAAGAUCAAGGAAUUGGGAACAGGGCGCCAGUUGACCAUGGAGGAGUUCUCAUCCGAAAUGUGUGUUGGGACUUCGCCAAUUGUACAAGAACUGAUGAGGAGACAAAAUGUUGAGGAUGGGAACAAGGAAGGGUUGGAUCUACAUUCUGAUGGGAGCUUCGGCUCUGCAUCUAAGUCGAAGAAGAGGGGGAGUUGGCUGAAAAGUAUAAAGAAUGUGGCGAGUUCUGUUACUGGACAUAAGGAUCGACGUAGUAGUGAUGAAAGGGAUACGUCGUCUGAGAAGGGUGGGAGGAGAUCAAGCUCUGCCACAGAUGAUAGCCAGGAUGUAUCCUUUCACGGGCCAGAAAAAGUUCGAGUUAGGCAGUAUGGGAAGUCUGUUAAAGAGCUUACGGCUAUGUACAAGAGCCAGGAGAUACAGGCUCAUAGUGGUUCAAUUUGGGCUAUUAAGUUUAGCUUGGAUGGGAAAUAUCUGGCUAGCGCUGGUGAGGAUUGUGUGAUUCAUGUGUGGCAAGUUGUGGAAACAGAAAGGAAGGGUGAUUUCCUCUUUGACAAAUCGGAAGAUGGGAAUUUCAAUCUUCUGCUUCUAGCCAAUGGAUCUCCAGAGCCCUCAUCUGUAUCGCCGAAUUUAGAAGGUCAUUUCGAGAAGAAGAGAAGAGGGAGGUCGUCUGUAAGUAGGAAAUCCAUGAGUCUUGAGCAGAUUUUGGUGCCUGAGACAGUGUUUUCCCUCUUGGAGAAACCUAUAUGUUCAUUUCAAGGACAUUUAGAUGACGUACUGGACCUAUCAUGGUCCAAAUCUCAGCAACUUCUUUCAUCUUCAAUGGAUAAAACGGUGCGGCUAUGGGAUUUAUCUAGCAAAUCUUGUUUAAAGAUCUUCUCACACAGUGACUAUGUAACGUGUAUCCAGUUUAAUCCAGUGGAUGAUAGAUAUUUCAUCAGUGGAUCCUUAGAUGCUAAGGUGCGAAUCUGGAGCAUUCCUGAUCGCCAAGUUGUUGAUUGGAAUGAUUUGCAUGAAAUGGUCACUGCAGCUUGUUACACACCUGAUGGACAGGGGGCACUAGUUGGUUCAUACAAGGGUAGCUGCCGCUUAUACAACACAUCAGAAAAUAAAUUGCUGCAGAAAAGCCAGAUCAAUCUGCAGAAUAAGAAGAAGAAGUCUCAUCAGAAGAAAAUAACUGGUUUCCAGUUUGCACCUGGAAGUACAUCAGAGGUCAUUGUCACAUCGGCUGAUUCCCGAGUUCGAGUCAUAGAUGGUAUCGAUCUAGUUCACAAGUUCAAAGGGUUCCAUAAUGCAAACAGCCAAAUUUCAGCAUCUCUUACUUCUAAUGGAAAAUAUGUGGUCUCCGCCAGUGAAGAUUCAUAUGUUUAUGUGUGGAGACAUGAGGGUGAAUCCCGACCUAACAGAAGUAAAGGUGUUAAGGUUACUCGGGCUUAUGAGCUUUUUCACUGUCAAGAUGUAUCUGCCGCAAUCCCUUGGCCUGGCCUGUCCAUGUCCGACACAUGGAGCCCCCAAGAAACUUGUGGAGGAGUGCCAAAUGGCACGAAUGAUCGUUUCGAGGUCUUAAAUGAGUAUCAUCCUACUACGCCAGUUGGAGAAACCAAUGGCAGUGAAGGGUCGCCCUUACCAUCGGGGUGCAGCAACAGCCCUCUCAACGGACCUCUAUCCAGUGGAGCAAACAGCUACCUAUUCGAUAGAAUCUCAGUGACGUGGCCCGAGGAGAAACUCGUGUCAGCUACUAAGAACCGUAGCCCUCGUGUGAGUGUGGACUUCUUGAAUGGGUUUCACCAGAACAGGUCGGCUUGGGGUAUGGUGAUAGUAACUGCAGGCCUCAGAGGAGAAAUCAAGACUUUCCAGAAUUUUGGAUUGCCGGUUCGAAUUUAGGCGCGAAAAUGGAGUUUGAAAAUCUGUGAUUAAAGUGGUGCUGCCAAGUUUGCAACAAUUUGUACAGAUAUUCGGAGAGGAUGUAAUAUUAGCGAGUCUUCUUUUUCUUUUUCUUUUUCUUUUUAAUAUGGGAGGGGAGCCAAAGGGGAAGUCUUGGUGUUGGGAGUAAAGAAGAAAGAUGGUUACAGCAUUCAGUUUAGAAACCGAUUUAUUUACACCAUAAUCGGUAAGUGUAGAUUUAAGGAUAUUGUUAUAUCAAUCAAAAUUCCUUACCAAUUCUUUA